AUGCAAAAAUCUCAAGAAGACAACAUCUGGGAUCAUCUGCCCGAGCAAAAUAUUGCUCUGGGUGCCUGUGAGGAGUCGAGCACAGAAGGUUAUGAUAAAGAGGGUGAUCCACCCCAAGAGGACUUGUUCAAUGCUGCAAAUGCCGACGUCAACUUCCGUCAAUUGAGCUGGCAAGGCGCUGCUGUUCUCAUCGCCAAGCUUCAAAUUGGUCUCGGUGCCCUCAGCCUACCAUCAACAUUCCACUCAUUGGGAUUCUUCCCUGGGAUACUAUGUUUUCUUGUCCUUUCGCUCAUGACAACAAUCGCCGGUUAUGUGAGUGGUAAUGCCCGCCAAUAUUACCCUCAAAUGCAUAGUAUCGGGGAUGCCUCGGAGAUUAUUCUCGGCAAAAAAGGCCGGGAGAUCAUUGGUUGGAUAUACUAUAUUUAUCUUACUUUGGUUGCCGGCGCUGGCUUACUCACAACAUCUGUUGCCCUGAACGCCAUUUCCGACCACGGAACAUGUACAACAAUCUUCGUGGGGAUUACUGCGGCUGCCACAUUGUUCUUUGGAACUGUCUUCAGAUCGUUGGAUAAAGUCUCUUGGCUUGCUUGGGUGGGCGUGGCUAGCAUAUUUCUAGCAAUCUGGAUUACUGCCAUCGCAUGUUUGACUCAGCAUACACCAGCAGCCGCCAGAUCGUCUGGCGGCGGUCCGAUAAAUCUGAAUAUCCAUGCAUUUCCUUCUGCAGAUUUCUCAACAGCUAUGUCAGCGAUAUCCAGCCAGCUGUUUGCUGUAGGAGCUUCCGGUACCUUCUUCUCUAUCUCAGCCGAGAUGAAGCAGCCACACCUAUUCACGCGAUCACUUCUUCUGGGACAAUCCUUCAUUGUUCUUACUUGCAUUACAAUCGCCUCGAUCAUUUACGGGAAAGUUGGCCAGUAUCUCUCAAAUCCAGCACUAGGAUCAGCAGGACCCUUGAUUAAAAAGGUUGCCUACGGAAUCGCUCUCCCUGGUCUGUUCAUAACAGCAAUACUGUGGAGUCACGUUGCAGCAAAAUACUGGUUUGUAAGAACCCUACGUGGAACUCAUCAUCUACAGUCAAAUACAGCGAGACACUGGGUGACGUGGGUAGGAUCAAUGACGGUUACUGUGGUGAUCGGGUUUAUCAUCGUAGAAGUGAUAAAUUUCUUCAAUGAUUUUCUGAGCUUGGUGGGGGCUCUGAUAAAUCCCAUAUUCACUGCCAUCUUCCCGGGCAUUAUGAUACUGUUCUUUCUCGCCACAAAACCAUCGCUAUAUAAUCAAACAGGUCCGAAUGACGGGCGCACAUAUACUAUACGACAUUGGCUGCCCCUUGCAUUCAAGACAUUCAAAGAUGGUACCAGGGAGAAAGUUGCUGUUUUUAUUGCAUGUUUGAUGAUACUUGUUGGGGUCUUUAUCACCAUCGGUGGAACCUAUGCAACAAUUCUUAAUAUUAAGACCUCUUACAGCGAAGGUGUUUCAGCGGUCUUUUCAUGCGCGGACAAUUCUUAG
Molecule: messenger RNA, 1503 nt
Organism: Penicillium angulare
Lineage: Eukaryota; Fungi; Ascomycota; Eurotiomycetes; Eurotiales; Aspergillaceae
Exons: 1
Coding region: 1-1503 (500 amino acids)
Biological process (GO): amino acid transmembrane transport
Cellular component (GO): vacuolar membrane
Molecular function (GO): amino acid transmembrane transporter activity
Source: RefSeq, a predicted model, not a curated record